AUGCGGCCAGUGACGGCAAAAUAUCCCAAGAAAAGCCUCUACAAAGAAUCUCUCUUGCCUUCGUCUACUCCAAGUUCCAAGGCUGCCCCAGCCAUGUCAAAAGAAGUCCCCCUCUCCAAUUUGGAGAAUGACUUCAUUCUGAAAGCACUUAGUGAGGGACACCGCCUUGAUGGUCGUGCCAUGGACGAGAUCCGACCGAUCAACCUCUCGUUCGGCGAUGAGUAUGGACAUGUGAAGCUUCAGCUUGGAAAAACUAGUAUCGUUGUUCGAAUUUCAGCAGAGGUUACCAAGCCCCGCGAGGACCGUCCUUUCGAUGGUCUCUUUUCAAUUAAUAUGGAGCUGACUGCGAUGGGUUCGCCGGCAUGGGAGAAUGGAAAGACCAGCGACCUCGAAACUUAUGUCAAUCAUGUUCUCGACCGCGUCGUUCGUCACUCGAAUGCUUUAGAUACCGAGUCGCUCUGUCUUGUGAAGGGCGUCAGCUGCUGGAGUAUCCGUGCAGAUGUUCAUGUGCUCGGAUUUGACGGCAACCUGAUUGACGCGUCUUGUAUGGCGAUUAUGGUCGGAUUGCAACACUUCCGUCGGCCUGAUGCGGUCGUUCGCGAUGGCAAAGUCAUCGUCUACGAUGUGAAUGACCGAGUGCCAGUUGAGCUUAACAUUACCCACAAGCCUCUUGCAGUCACCUUCCAUACAUUCCACAAGGGUAAAACCAUUAUCAUUGACGCCAAUCUUAAGGAGGAACAGGCGGCCGAGGGAGAUCUCAUCUUUGCAGUGAACAAUGCAGGUGAACUGUGCUACAUGUCCAAAUUCUCAGGUCAUCCUAUCAAACCCAUGGAAAUCGUCAAGAAUACCCAGGUGGCAUGGGAUAAGGUCAAAGAGAUGAAUGCGGUUCUCGACAAGGUUCUCCAAGCUGAUCUGGCCAAGCGGGCCAAGUUUGGUAUGGCAGACUUGUCUCGGUCUAAUAACGACCGUUAA
This is a messenger RNA of Penicillium taxi, 972 nucleotides long. Its product is annotated as exosome non-catalytic core subunit RRP45. Gene Ontology annotation, cellular component: nuclear exosome (RNase complex); cytoplasmic exosome (RNase complex). NCBI's taxonomy places the organism in Eukaryota, Fungi, Ascomycota, Eurotiomycetes, Eurotiales, Aspergillaceae. Gene Ontology annotation, biological process: TRAMP-dependent tRNA surveillance pathway; nuclear mRNA surveillance; U5 snRNA 3'-end processing. Bases 1 to 972 code for a protein of 323 amino acids. The transcript has 3 exons. The record is from RefSeq and is a predicted model, not a curated record.